Besnoitia besnoiti is the source of this 10023-nucleotide messenger RNA. RefSeq names its product rhoptry neck protein RON8. The transcript has 29 exons. NCBI's taxonomy places the organism in Eukaryota, Apicomplexa, Conoidasida, Eucoccidiorida, Sarcocystidae. The coding region runs from base 1 to 10023 and encodes 3340 amino acids. The record is from RefSeq and is a predicted model, not a curated record.
AUGUCGGCCGCUACGCUUCGUUCGCCAAGGUUGCGCUGCCUGGACAGUAUCUUUCUGGUCUUCUUCGUUUUUGGAGGUGCUUUGCAACUCACAAGUUUUGACGUCUCUGCCGCGGGGCAUUAUGAUGCUGAAGAGAACCCACAGGAUGAUAAACUUGCUGCCUUCGAGCUGAAGGUGGAGCCAGACAGCUCGGAGAAUUCACGCGAAUUUGUUUUCACUGCUGAGUAUGUGCACCCUUCUCAACUGUCCAACGUCGACGAUGAUGCCAAUCAGAGUUUCUUCGAGGCAAACGCACAGGGCUCACCUGGAAAGUUCGACCCCACGUCGCCGACUGAGGAGCUGCGAGAUGUACAGCUGCGGGUGACGUCCCAGGGGGGACAGCAAGGUCAUUACGCCGAGAUUGUCGUCUUUAAAGAAGGCGAGGUCGUCGCUGGCUUCCGGUUUUCGCUGCAGCAGAAGGAACAAGUCACCCUGCUGCAGCAACUGGCAAAGCUGUCGAAUCAACGCGGAAUUCAUUUUGCGAUUGAGUGGCGCGGGAGGGGCGACGGAUCGGGCAGUCUCUACAUUCGGACCGCUCUCCACCUGCUAGCGACGGGCUACAAGCCUUCCGUCCACUUUGACUUGAUUCUUAACCAGGUGGGGCCCGGGGGAGCUCCACAGACUGUUAAAUUCCGGUCGAACGUCCCUAUCGAUGACAUCAAAGUGCCUGGCGCCUCGGUGGGUGCGCUGAAGCAGCUCAUCGCAGACCAUGCAGACCCCGGGAACAUCGUCACCGGGGCCGGCUCGUUUACUAUCAAACGCCUGUAUGCUGCGUCUGGCAGCAAAAAUGCGGUCACAGACGAGGGCUCCGUCAUGCCCUGGUUGCUGCGCAUGGUGGGUGAGGCGGCCCCCUUGAGAAUCCGAGGAGAGUUGAUUCGGAAUAUGGAGUUCUCCAUGGCGCUUCCCCAAGGGCCGGCAAACUGGAGCGAUAUUCUGCGGCUGUACUCUGGAAUGGAGGACGCGGCGAAACGCGGAAAGAGCGCUCGUGAAUUUACCCAGUAUGACCCUGGGUACCAGGGCAGCUCUCUAUUUCUUCCUCCUGAUGGCUUCAAAGGAGCGGCUCGGCUGGACGACCACCAGCCAGAUCGCCUACAACGUUUCUGGCAACAGGGAGGCGAAUCGGGAAUGAACCCUGGCGAGAUUGGGCACUACUACAGAACCCUAUUCGGGAGACAUUACGACACAUCCAAUAACCCGCUACUCCUCCUGGAUAUGUACGGAAACCCGGUUUACUCGCCUGGAGGGCUUCACCAGUUCACAGUCGGACCAGGCCAAAGAGAUCCGAAGAAACUACCGGAUCACCUCAGCGGCAUGGUUCUCCCUGGUAUUCGCGCCCGUUUCGAGUUUGCCGAUAGUCAUCAUUCGACUGAAUUCGUGAACCCCGCGCGACCCUGGGACGACAUCACUAAAGGAUGGGAUUCUUUAUCCGCGAAGCAUAAGCUGCGCAUCAACUACCGCGAACCUGGCUUGACUGCUGUGUCGGUUAAUGGGGUCCGCUACGGUCUAGACCAGGACUUCAAGUCGAGGUACCCGACGCUGCUUCACCUUCUCGCGAGCUUGUCGCAUGCCGACCCAGACUUUGCACUGGACAGCGUCGUCUUCCACUUUGGCGACCAGCUUCCGACGCUCUUUGUUCUUGACGACGCGCACGAUCGCCAAAUUCCCUGGUGUGCUUUUGAAUACGUGAUUCCGCUAACCCCGCGAGGCACAGUGAACAUCAGAACUCUGAUGGCGAAGGGAAAAGCUGCGACGGAAUCGCCAAAAGGAUGCAACUUCCACGAGAAGGGAUUCCGCUUUACAACCGUGCAUCGAUGGGGUUUCGUCGAUUCCAGAACCCCGCUCAGCAUUGAUUGGAAAGGCGUUCUGGACUACCGAGGCUCCAAAGAGGAAUGCAGCUUGCUCGGAAAAAUUUUGAAGGACGCUCACCUAUCCGGGCGUCAGAUUGCCCUUAGCUUUCACGCGGAGCACAAAGCUACGUUUGUUCCAGUCCUCGAGAAGUUCGGCCCAGAUGGCAAGCCGACGUCGUCGAAGGGGCAGAAGCCGGUCACGACGACUGUGCAGUAUGGCGAAGACUUAGAUGGCAUUAUCUUUGAUUUGACCAAGCCUUUCCAGAAGAAGCACAUUCCGACCAUGAUGUACCCGUUCCUGCCCAGCGACGGUCACGGACAACCUCCGCGCGACGCCCUCAACUCUGGCAUUCUAGGCCCCGAGUACUAUCACCGGCCGCCCAAGUCCCGGGUUACGCUGCUCCCCGAGAUUCCUAUUCUAAACCAACAAGACACGUUUUACGACGGCACAGGCCCUCAUCACAGCGUGCCCAGCCUGACCAUUCCGAUCACCACAGGGCCGCAGCAAUACGUGGCGCCUUUGAAGGCUUUGCGGAAUUGGCUAAAUGCGCACUACCCAGGCUCGAAGCUGCCGUUCAAUCUGAGUAGCAUGAGCGACGACGAUCUGCAAGGCAUCGCCGACUUCCUGCUCUUCCGGUUCGACGAUGGACGCGAGGUGCCGCUGCGCUCAAUAUUUGGCCCUGAAGUCUUCUCGCCGAACUGGGCUGCAGCGAACCCGGGGGCCUACAGUCAGCUUCUCGACAUCUUGACGAAGCCAAAGAACAUGCUCCUUGCGAAAAACUUCCGCAUUGUGGUGACGGGGCCUGACGGGCGCCAGACUCCCUUUGACAUCCGGCUCGAGCCAGGAGACACGUGGCAGAAGACCCUCGACAUCUUCUUCAAAACGCAUCCCAACGUCAAGCCGCAAGACGUCAAACUGGUUCUGUAUGACGACAGAGACACCCCGCUCCGGGAAUUUGACGUCAACAUGGAUAUCUAUUCUUCGUCAUACACCGAGGCGGUCGAUCAGCUGCAUAUGAAGGGCCUACAAAUUACUCUCGAGACUCCGGCGCCGAUCGUCUCGUGCUACCAGGAAGACCCCAAACAUCCAAAGAAAUGCUUAGCUGUGGAUAUGAAGCGCAUUUUCUGCGGGCGAGUCAUCCCGGCUAAGAUGCGGUCGCGCCAGUGGAACGCACAGUGCAAUCCCGAAUGGAUCGCUCGCGCGGAUCCGCAGACCAUCGAAGACAACUACGUGAUGGGACCCGACGACGUCCGCGCCAGGUCGAUUCGUGACUUGUUGAUUUCUGCCAAGAACGACUUGAAGAAGAGGAACCCCGAGAUAGCCAGGACGCUGAAGAUCCCUGUAUCUGAUGCGGCGCAGUCCGCGGAGCUGAACCGGAAGCUCCAGGAGCGCUCAGACUUGAUGAUGAAGAGCGGCAAGACGCUGGAGGAACUAGACCAACUGCGCAGACUCAAGAUGGAGAUCAAACUCCUUCAGCGGCAGGGCGAGCUGCAGUGGGCCCGAUUGACAGGCGCGACCAUCGUCACGACAGAGAACGGCAAGCCUGUCGAGCGCCACAUCAAGCUGGAUCCCAAACAGUUCUUCAUGCCUGACAAGCUGUGGAAAGUCUACAAGGCGCUUGCGCGCGUCGUGCCCGGCCUGAAGUUCGAAAACGUCUUCAACUUCUCGUUCGAAGUCAUGGACGAAGGGGCCCGCAUGCAAUGGAAGGCGCAACAGGCGAAAGCGGCAAAGGCAGCCAAGGAAAAAAUGAAGGCACAGAGAACCCUGGUGGAUGUCGUGUUCAUCGGGCCAGACGGUGCCGCGCUUUUCACGGACAUGAACGUGGAGUUGCGCCAGCUGUCGGAUGAAGCACUCGGCCGCCUCUCCAAGGGCGACAGAAAAGGGUUGAUGAUGCAGUUGGCGAAGCUGUACGGAAUCCCGAAGCACUUCUUCAUUCGGCGUGGAGGCUACCCGCUGGCGACGGUCUCUGGCGUCAAGUGGGUGAUCGUCGUCAUGCUCGGGCUCGUCGGAGGCCCAGACAGGAGAGGCUUGGCUCCUUUGCUCGACAAUCCCCAGGCGUUCAUUGAGCUGCUCCAGAAGCAGGGCGGCUUCCAGCCCACAGACUAUGUCACACUCGUUUUUUUCGACGGGCGGACGACCGCGGUCUCCCUCAGUGCGCUUGCUCAGGAGGAUCUCAGCCAGCUGUCUGAAAUCUACUUCCCGUGGAGAAAGGGCUCCGGUCAAGCCCUCGAGGAGAAGAAGAAGGCAGUGGAAACCAAGGCUGCAGAGGCCUCCGGAAUCAUGCGGACCGUUCAGGUCACGGUCACGCAACCGUCCUCGUGGCCCAGCGUAUUCGGGGCUUGGCUCUCCGAUUUGCACGAAAUGGAUCUCUUCGAUGACGGGCCUGUCAUGCUGAAGAUUCGACCCGAAGGGGCACAAAAGGGACAGACCAUACGAUGCACUGUGAAGACCUUGGGCGAAAUUUACCAGGCGCUCAACAACCCUGAGUUGAUCCGCCGAAGGUGCCCAGGACUGGGAAACCUCAAUGAACCGUUCACGGUUGAGCUCUCUGUCCGCACAGCACCGGAACAGGUGUUUAGACUCUACAAUCGAUCUCGAUCGCCCGAUGAACAGAGGAAAACUGCAUCCGUUCUCCCCAAGCUGAAGUUCCGCAUCAGGGGUCUGCCCGCUGACGGUCAAGUGACCUUCGAGUAUCGCAAGAAGAAGCAAGAUUUGACUCCGCAGCAGCUUCAGCAGCUCAAGGCCUUGAUUGAGGGCCUGAGGGACGACGAGCCUUCAGAUGCCAUUAUGACGCAGAUCCUCCGGCUCCUCGGCUUUUCUGACGAGGACAUUGCGAAGGGCGGAAGACUGAGGUUCUGGGUUAAACAGGCCCCCACGUCUUCAGAAAAGCAGAUGCUUCGAGAGGGCUCGCUCACAGCAGUGGUGGAAGACCUUCAGGGCGGACGAAGGAAGAAAACCGUCCCGCUGUCAACUCCCGAAAACGAGGGAAUCAAGCUCGGCGCCUCCGCGCAGCAGUACUACAUCCACUUCUCUCUUUUCUCGAAAAAGACCCAGCAAAUGAAUGCACCUUGCGGCUCCAAGACGGGCGCUCAGGUGGCUUCUGCGACGUGGGGGCAGCUGUGUCGGUGGUGCGACCUCAAGUUUGCAGAGUUGCCUGGCCUUGGGAACCCUACGGUCUACAUCCGAAUCAUUGCCAGCGACAAGGCGCAAACCGUGCGAGGGGGUCAACCGGUCACGACAACCAUUGACGGGCACCCUGUGGUGUACGACGUCCGCCUGCCUGGCGAUCCGCGGUCAGCCUCGGGGCUGCCAGGACCAAUCUUUUGGAACAUGGUGGAGCGCCCGGGCCCGAACGAUUUAGGGCCGAUCUGGCACCAGUCAGCUCCGCAGCCCGGCGGAGGCCUGCGCAAGGACUACAACUACAUGGCUCCGAACCCCCGGUUCUGGGGGGCGAAUCUCUUUGGACCGUCUUCUGGAGCGUUUCCGAAAGACACACGCGCCGGCAUAGACGUCGUCACCCACCCCGAUCCGCAGGAGAGCGGUGCUGCCUACACACCCCCCAUAAAGUUUGGUUUUGGCUUCACAAACUGGAAGGAGCGAGAUAACAUGCGGUCGCAGUUCAACAACAUGGCCGCCGGCCUCACCCCGGAGGACCAGAAGCUCUACAAAGUCUACAUCCAGGUCCCGAAAGGCGACGGCCCGUACUACGCCUGCAAAGGCAUCGACAUCAAAGAAUUUAUGCGCCUCAGCAGAGAACAGGUCGCACAAGCGUGCGGCGUGGACCCCGCCCUGCUCGACGCCCCCUUUGGGGUGUACCUUUUGAAAGAGACCCCGACAUACGCCCCAAACCAAUCAAGCUUUCCGGUGUUUCUGAUAGACCCCAACGGCGACCAGCAUCCGUCCGUUGGUCAGUGGACAGGCAGGCCAGCAAAUUUUCUCGGGCCGCUCCUAAAAGGGUCCUCCCCCGCCUCGAUUCUUCAAUUCGAAUUUGCGCCGGGGGUCACCUGCAACCUGACGCAACAGGAAGUGAUGAAGAUGCAGUCCUGGGAGGAACUUCUACUGAGAUGCAACCUCAACACCGGCAAAGAGAGACCGGCCUCGAUUACAGCCCGCAUUGUGCCCAUGUAUGCCACUCCAAAUGUGACGUUCCAUGUUCCGAACGAGCUCCUGGCACCGGUUCUGAAAGCUCACGGGAACAUCCAGCCUGAACAGUUCUUCCGCCAGAAGACGACUCAGGAGAUCGUCACGCUGCUGCUGGCAAAUGCGCAGCUCGGUCUGUACUACGUCGGUCUGCGCUUCAGCGAUGGAUCAGAGCAGUCGUACAGCGAGCUACCGGAACACCUUCGCGACUUGCCGCCGAGUCAAAUCCCCGGCUUGAAGCAAAUUUUCAUUGUGCCGGCGAGUGGCGGCAAAGGGUUCCAUCCUGGAGUGUUCCGAGGUGGAAGCCUCGGUGACCUUAUGAAGUCCUUGCACAUGAGCCCGGAUACCUCGUACAAAGAGUUCGUGAGGCGAGUGGGAGAUCAGCUUCGCAGCCCCGAAGGGUUGAAAAUUCCAGGAAUCCCGCAGCACAUCGGCGGCAAACCUGCGCCAGGGCAGUCCUCCACCACUGACUUCGAUUUCGCUGUCCCUGAAGGAGCAAUCGGACCCGGAGGGCAAUCCGGAGGGCAUGCGGCGUGGCGGCCAGGAAUGCCAGGGACUUUCCCCGACGACAUGCCCAUGGGAGAGGUCGAGAAGCAGCUGCACCAUCCGUACAUGGUUUUCACUACGCGACACACCCCCACAUACGACAUCUACGGAAUCGCGUCACUUGGAGGCCCGUCGUACCACGAGCAGGUCACGAGACUGGACGCGCAUGUCCGAGGCCUCGUGGAGUGGAUGAAGAAUUCAGUUGGCAUCGCUGAUCCGAACGGCGUCAUUGGAGACCUCGUCGUCGAUUCCAUCCGCUGCCCGGCUCCAAUGACCGCUGGCCAACUCCUCUUUGCCACGGUUGGGCAUCUGCUGCACCACUGUGGGGUCACCGACUUCCAGAACUCUCACAGUCUGUAUGUUAUGGCAACGGCGGCUCCAGGCUUCACGGCGGUGCCUCGCGGGCACGGACCGAAUAUUGUUAUCAACGGCCACAACUACGGAGCUCCUGCUGCAGCGCCUCGAGACUUUUCACAGCUCUUCAGCCUUCCCGGAGGACAUGGACAGCCUCUCGCCCAAGAUGUCGAGAUUUCCGUCACUCCGGGUGCGGGGCAGCAGCCGGUGCGGGGCGUCCUUCCUCACGACCUUUUCCCAUGGCUGCAAGCGAUUUCCGAUAAACAUGGCGAGCCUGGAGUGUCCGUUGUGCUUAACUUCCUGCGUCAACUGCACUCACUGGCGAAUCUCCCGCCGGGCGCCUCACUCAACAUCGAAACGAAACUCAUUCCGCCGCAAAACCCCCAACAGCUCUACCCUCCAGGCCAAGUUCCUCAACCCGGUCCCUGGCUACAGGGAAUGUUCCCUACUGGUGGAGUAGGAGCUGGUGGGGUCUACGGACCCGGAGGAGCUGGCGCGGACGUAGCCGGAGGGGCUGGUGGUCCACCUGUCCCGAGUGCGCCUCCAGCAUAUUUGUCACCCACUGGCAUGCGCCUUCCCUUGCUUCGCCAGCCAUCCGUCGAGCUGCCUCGCAACUCCAUGCUUCGAGGUUCUGUAGGAGGGGUUGGCGGCGUUCCGAAGACGGAAUUCGUAAUUCCCAUUCUGCCUUCCCAGAAGUCCAUGCCGGUUGAACAGGUCUUGAAAUUCUUUGGCAUUUCGCCAGCGUCUGUACAGAACCUGGACGUUCAGGAGAAACCCGAGACCGGAUCAAUCAUGAUCAAGAGCGGCGGGUUGACCUUCGUGCCGUUGAAGGGGGCUCAGUUUACCAUCGCGAUGACCACAAUCAACCCGAGUGACCCCAGGACACUUGCGCAGCUUCUGACUAGCGGAGGCCAUUCUGUCAGUGAGGUGAUCGCGGGAGCAGAGGAGGAUAAGCCCUUAGUUCUGAAAAUAGUUAUUGAACAUGGGGCGGCGACUGCCACUAAGGUCACGACGCCAGUCGGAACGCCGAAAAAUGCCAUCUCGGCCCUACAAGGAUUGAGUCUGUGGAAGUUGCUGCCUCCACUUAUCCAAGUGCCCGAAGUUGAGACGAUAGUCAUCCGGGUCAAGUAUGCCAAGGAGUUCCAGGAAGCUGCGAACGCUGCCGCUGCCGCAAAAGAGGAAGCCGCAGAAGCUGGUGCCAGGGCCCCACAAUCACCCGUAGCGUCUGGUCCUUCUGCACCCGAUGCCGAUGCAGCAGCUUCCAGUGCGUCGAGAGGUGUUCCUUCACCUCUCAACGCAGCUCUCAGUGCCAGACCACGCACCAAGUCGAAACCCAAAGCGACAGCAUCCGGUGACGCAGGAGCCAGUGCGGCGGCAGGAACUAGUGACUCAGGCGCCAGUGCGGCUGCAGCACCCAGUGACUCAGGCGCCAGUGGGGCGGCACCACGCAGCAAGACGAAACGCAAAGGUGCAGCCGCCGGUGACGCAGGAGCCACUGCGGCGGCAGGAACUAGUGACGCAGGCACCAGUGCGGCUGCAGCACCCAGUGACUCAGGCGCCAGUGCGGCGGCACCACGCAGCAAGACGAAACGCAAAGGUGCAGCCGCCGGUGACGCAGGUGCCAGUGCGGCGGCAGCACCCAGUGACGCAGGCGCCAGUGCGGCGGCAGCACCCAGUGACGCAGGCGCCAGUGCGGCGGCAGCACCCAGUGACGCAGGCGCCAGUGCGGCGGCAGCACCCAGUGACGCAGGCGCCAGUGCGGCGGCACCACGCAGCAAGACGAAACGCAAAGGUGCAGCCGCCGGUGACGCAGGUGCCAGUGCGGCGGCAGCACCCAGUGACGCAGGCGCCAGUGCGGCGGCAGCACCCAGUGACGCAGGCGCCAGUGCGGCGGCAGCACCCAGUGACGCAGGCGCCAGUGCGGCGGCACCACGCAGCAAGACGAAACGCAAAGGUGCAGCCGCCGGUGACGCAGGUGCCAGUGCGGCGGCAGCACCCAGUGACGCAGGCGCCAGUGCGGCGGCAGCACCCAGUGACGCAGGCGCCAGUGCGGCGGCAGCACCCAGUGACGCAGGCGCCAGUGCGGCGGCAGCACCCAGUGACGCAGGCGCCAGUGCGGCGGCACCACGCAGCAAGACGAAACGCAAAGGUGCAGCCGCCGGUGACGCAGGUGCCAGUGCGGCGGCAGCACCCAGUGACGCAGGCGCCAGUGCGGCGGCAGCACCCAGUGACGCAGGCGCCAGUGCGGCGGCAGCACCCAGUGACGCAGGCGCCAGUGCGGCGGCAGCACCCAGUGACGCAGGCGCCAGUGCGGCUCAGCCGGAGUCAGUUGUGAAGCCGAAGAUAAGUCAGUCAAAGGGGAGUUUUCCUCCCGUGUUCCAUCCACGCCCGAGGGCUGCGGAAGAAAUCGACGGCACACCGAAUUCGGAGCUGUCCAUUUUCGUGGAUCGUCAAGGCGAGAGCACACAGAGGUACACGUUGUCGUCCCGCAUCCGCGGUUCCGUCGUUGGCGAGGCAACGGUCAAUCAAAUGCUGGAUCUCAUAGAUGGUCACCCUUUCCAUUGGUAUCGCAUUUUCUGGGGACAGCGAUCAGUGGACGGCAGCUCCUGCAAGCCCCGUUUUGAGUUCCCGUACCACCACUGGCUCCACACAGUAAUGGCAAAGCUUCCCGUCCCGCAGCGGUCCACGUGCCUGCUAGUGCGAGAGAUUGUGAAACUUCGCAUCGGCGAAGGUGCAACGUUCUUUUCGAAGCCGCACUUUUUCCACAAUCCGGUCAUCAUCAUUAAACGACCAGGAGAACCGAAGCAACUCAUGUACGAGGAGCAGAUCGACCCGACGAUAUUGGAUCAACCACUUACAACUGCCUUGGAGCAGUUAGGGGUCACCAAGGAACAGAUCGCUUCAGUGCAGCAGUGCACUAGCGACAACAUCGAUGCCCCGGCGUCCUGUUCGUCCAAGCCUCUCGAAGUGAACCCUGAGACCACGGUGCCUGCUGCUGUGGCAACAAAAUCCGCGUUCCUCAAAGUGGCAGUCAAAAAGAGUCCGGCUAGCUUCCUCCAGAUUCUGCGUGGGCGAAGAAGGCUUAGCGCCGCGUAG